AUGUCCAUGCACUUUGCCCCCCAAUGGGUCAAGCCCAUCAAACCCACUGGACCCGCGACGCCUCAAAACGGUGACGUGCCGCCUCCGUCCGCUCGGCAGGCCCAGACCGCCACCUCGCACCCCUUCCCGGCACUCAAUCCCGGCCGCUCCUCCUCCCACUCCACCGCCACAGGUCCCUCAAACCCCGCGUUCUCCUACUCUAAGAUCACGCACUCGCACUCGCAGUCUCCCCAGUCUCCCAACUUCUCCAGCGAGAACGGGUUUCAGUCGUACGGGGAGAAUGGCAACGCCCAUCCGUUCCGGUACACUACGGAGCAGAUUUUGGCGCUCUGGAAUCCGGACCGGGUCAAGGAGGUCCCGAUUGAGCUGGCGGAGUUGAUGGAGCAUGGGAGUGUGCUGGUCAGCAAGGAGGCGGUCAAGCCGAUCGGGCUGCGGGAUCUCAGCGAGGUGGAAAAGAAGCUCCUAUCGACUUCGGUCCAUCCGACCAACCCAGUCCGCCAGCGUAUGGGAAAUAACGAUCGGCAGGACCGCGCCGACCGAGGGGAUAGGGACUUGGCGAAUGGUCAUAUCCGCCGGCCGAUCCCACCGCCUACCGUUGGAAAGGACAAUGCGGCGCCGGGUGGUGGACGAGGUGUCUUUGGCGGGUUUGGGAGAGGUGAGGGAGGGGCGUUCGGAGGUGGAAAGAUCGGGACGAUUGGGGGUCCACCUUCUGCUGGAUUAGAGACGAGGGGUCCGGGGACGAUGGGAGGUGGUUUCGGCGGUGUGGGGAAGCGUCUGAACAGGCGGACCGAUGGUAGCGAUAUGGCUGCGGAUGCUGUCAAUGGACCUGGCCGGAUCGGUGCACCUUGGCGUGCGAGCCGGACCGCUUCAGGAACAUUCGAGGGCGUUCUUGGUUUCGGCCAACCGGCAGCGGCCCUGAACAGCUCAACUUCCGAGGUGCCUCCGCCGGCGCAGACUGCGGGAUGGCGAGAGCGGCAGGAGAAGGAGCGGGUGGAGAAGGAGAGGCAAGAGCGGGAGAAGGUGGAGGAUGCGCCGGCGCCGACGUUUGGGAAGGGAGGUGGACCAGGGUGGGGACAAGGUCAGAAGAAAUGGCGUCUCGCCGCUGGGAUCGACCAGGACAAGACCCUCGAGAUGCCUGUAGACGUGCCAGCCUCGGAAUCAGUCAUGCCUAUGGCCCCCGCUACGCCCAUGUCGGAGCGCGAUGCGACAGUCCGCGAUGUCUCGGUAUCUCAAUCUGCUACUCCGACGCCCGCUCAGCAGGAGGAGAAGGAAGACUUCAAUUCGGUCUUGUGGUACUACCGUGAUCCUAACGGAGACGAGCAGGGAACCUUCACUGGGACCCAAAUGCACGACUGGUACGCCCACACCUACUUCGCCGAUGACCUUCCCAUCCGCCGAGCGCGCGAGACCGAGUACUACACACUCGCCGAGCUCAAACUCGCCACCGGAAAUGGGGUCCAGCCUUUCCUGUCCCCCAAUCGCCCUCGUGCCCCUCCAAAUCUCCCCAUCCCCACGUCUGCCAUGGCGCUCCACUCGCCCGGUAUCAACGGCCAUCCUACCGACCCCUUCCGAAACCUCUCCAUCCACCCCGCCGCGCAGCCAGCAUACAACCAAUACCUUCCCCCAAGCGCGCCCUUCUCACCCGCCGCCUUCGGUCAAUUCGGACAGCAGAUCCAGUCCCCUGGUUUUGGCGGUCCCGCUGCUGCAGCUCCAUGGGGCGGUAUCCCGCAGCGCGGCGACAACUAUGCCAUCCGCUCUCCUUUCGGCGGCGAUCAGUUUGGUGCUCCUCAGCCUUACUCGCCGGCGCCGGGCGCCCCGGUCUUCCCUCAGCACCAGGUACCUUAUGGCGUUCCCCCGCCGAUCGCCAGCCCGUGGGGCGUACCGGGCGGGAUGCCGAUGCAGCAUCCUGCAGCUGGGCAGAUGCCGAUGUACAGCCAAGCCCCGGGUCAGCCCAUCCAGCCACCAGCGCCGCCCAUGCAGGAGCAGUACACUCCUCAGCCCGUCCAGCAGCAGCCACAGCCGCAGCAACAGCAACAGCAACAGCAGCAGCAGGAACCGGAACCCGCUCAGGAGCAACCGGUGGAUGAGCCGAGCUACUUCCCGCAAGUCGAAGCUCAGGCUGAGCCAACGCCGGAGGUUCCCGUCGAGGCGACGCAGCCCGAGCCUGAGCUGCCGCAGCCUUCUCCCGUGGUCGACAUUGAGGCCGUCGCGGACAAGGUAGCCACCCCUGCACCUGCUUCCGUCUGGGGAUCCGUCACUCCCGCUCGGAAAGAGUCGAUCGCUUCGCCAACUCCCACCCCCUCGGUCCCUGCCCCAACCGCCGCGGCCAAGCAGCUUCCUCCCGCCCCCUCGUCCCUCCCCGCCAAGCCCAAAGCUAUCGCCAUCCCUGCGCAAGUCGCUAUCGAGGUACCUUCCAAAGCAACUCCCUCUACACCUACCGGCGCCCGUGCUCAGACACCCACCAAGCCGGCUCCGGCACCCUGGGCCGCCAAGGAGGACAAGCCGUCCACGCCCAGCGGACCCAGCCUUCGCGACAUCCAAGAGGCGGAAGCUAAGGUCGCCGACUUGCGCCGCGUGGCCCUCACCGAGGCUCGCGCGUCAUCCAACACUCCCACUCCAUCUACCGCCACCUCGGCCGAGCCCGACGUGCCCGCCAACAUGUCCUGGGGUCUUCCGUCCUCCGGCUCGGGCAAGCCCGCUAGCGGCACUCCCGGACCCGCCUCACCCGCUGUCGCUCCCGCCCCCGCAUGGGGCUCGGGCGAUGCCGGACCCAAAAAGACCUUGAAGCAGAUUCAGGAAGAGGAGGAACGGCGUAAAAAGGCCGUCCAGGCCGCUGCGGCCGCCAAGAUCCUCGCGGCGGGCGGAGGGGCCGUUUCUUCCAAGCGCGGUUAUGCCGACCUCGCUGCCAACGCGCCAGCCCCUCCAGCGGGUUGGUCGACCGUCGGACUCGGCGGGAAGGUCAUCCCCGGUGCGGCCCCCAAAUCUGGUGUUUCCGCAUCCGUCAGCACGCCUGUCAAAACUCUGCCUACCGCUCUGUCUACGACUACCACCCCUUCCAAGGCCGUUCCCACGCCGACCAAGAAGGCGGCCGGCUCAGACGACCUCCUCCCUCCCUCUGGAGACUUCCUUAAAUGGGCCAAAGGCGCGCUCGUCGGUCUCGAUAUCCCCGUCGACGGUUUCAUCCAGAUGCUCCUGACGUUCGCGGUCGAGCCCGCCGGUUCGGCCAAGCAGGAGCAAUUGGAGAUCAUCUCGGACUCGGUAUAUGCCAACAGCUCGACGCUGGACGGACGCCGGUUCGCCCAGGAGUUUUGUGAGCGUCGGAGGGCAGAUGCGAGGCGGGGAAAGACGGGCAAUGUGGGUGGUGCGAGCGGCGGAGGAGGUGGUGGUGGUGGUGGCGGAGGAGGGGUGUUCAGUAUGGCCGACGCGGUCAGGAGCGCGCCUGCCAAGAAGGAGGAUGUCGGGUUCAAGAUUGUCAAGGCCAAGGGGAAGAAGAAGAACUAG
This is a messenger RNA of Dioszegia hungarica, 3501 nucleotides long. RefSeq names its product putative cytoplasm protein. The transcript has 5 exons. The coding region runs from base 1 to 3501 and encodes 1166 amino acids. Gene Ontology annotation, molecular function: protein binding. NCBI's taxonomy places the organism in Eukaryota, Fungi, Basidiomycota, Tremellomycetes, Tremellales, Bulleribasidiaceae. The record is from RefSeq and is a predicted model, not a curated record.